CGCAGCCCGAGCGGCCGCGGGCGCCGGGCCUGAGCCGGCGGGCGUCGGCACCACCUCCGCGGCCCGGCCCGGCCCGGCCGUCGGCGGCCACAAUGUUCUCCCUCAAGCAGCCCAAACCCACCUUCAAGUCGUACCUUCUGCCUCAGGCUGAUGACAAUAUAACAUCAGAACCAAGGAUUAAAAAACUGGAACCAGUACUUUUACCAGGUGAAAUUGUGGUGAAUGAAGUAAAUUUUGUAAGAAAGUGCAUUGCAACAGACACGAGCCAGUAUGAUCUGUGGGGCAAGCUGGUUUGCACUAACUUCAAGAUUUCCUUUAUUACAGAUGACCCAAUGCCACUGCAGAAAUUCCAUUAUAAAAACCUCCUCCUUGGUGAACACGAUGUCCCACUCACAUGCAUUGAGCAGAUUGUCACAGUGAAUGAUGCCAAGAGGAAGCAGAAGGUCCUUGGUCCCAACCAAAAGCUGAAAUUUAAUCCAACUGAAUUAAUAAUUUAUUGCAAAGACUUCCGUAUUGUCAGAUUUCGUUUUGAUGAAGCAGGUCCUGAAAGUGCAAAAAAGGUGUGCCUUGCAAUAGCUCAUUAUUCUCAGCCCACGGAUCUUCAGCUUCUCUUUGCAUUUGAGUAUGUUGGGGAAAUAUAUCAUAAUCCAGCAAAGAAGGUGAAUGGCAUAGACCCAGGAGGUGGUGGCAGUGGCAUCAGCAGUGCCAGCAGUCAGCAGACUCCUUUGUUUGAAACUUACUCGGAUUGGGAUAGAGAGAUCAAAAGGACAGGUGCAUCCGAGUGGAGAGUGUGCUCAGUCAAUGAAGGUUAUAUGAUCUCCACUUGCCUUCCAGAGUAUUUUGUGGUUCCGUCUUCCUUAGCAGACCAAGACCUGAAGCUGUACUCCUACUCCUUCAUUGGUAGGAGAAUGCCUUUAUGGUCCUGGAAUCACCCCAACGGGAGUGCCCUUGUGAGAAUGGCCAACAUUAAAGAUGUAUUGCAGCAGAGAAGAAUUGAUCAGAGGAUUUGUAAUGCCAUAACUCGAAGCCAUCCCCUGAGAAGUGACGUGUACAAAUCUGACCUGGACAAGUGUCUCCCCAACAUCCAGGAAAUCCAGGCUGCACACAACAAACUCAAACAGCUCUGUGUCAAUGACCCUUUUGAUGACACUGAGGAAAAGUGGCUGUCCUCCCUGGAAAACACUCGCUGGUUAGAGUACAUUAGAGCCUUUCUUAAGCAUUCUGCUGAGCUUGUCUAUAUGAUGGAGUGUAAGCACGUUUCUGUAGUUCUACAAGAGGAAGAGGGACGGGACCUGAGCUGUCUUGCUGCUUCUCUCAUUCAAGUCAUGCUGGAUCCCUAUUUUCGAACCAUUGUUGGAUUUCAAAGCCUAAUACAGAAGGAAUGGGUCAUGGCAGGAUAUCAAUUUUUAGAUAGGUGUAACCACUUAAAGAGAUCUGACAAAGAGUCCCCUUUGUUCUUGAUGUUCCUUGACUGUGUUUGGCAGCUGCUGGAACAGUACCCAGCAGCCUUUGAGUUCUCUGAGGUGUACCUGACCAUCCUGUACGACAGCGCCCGCAUCUCCUUGUUCGGCACCUUCCUCUUCAACUGCCCCCACCAGCGAGUCAAGGAGAGCACUGAAUUUGCUAUAAGCAAAAACAUUCAGCUGGGUGAUGAGAAAGGCCUGAGGUUUCCGUGUGUUUGGGACUGGUCUCUGCAGUUCACGAGCCGGGACCGGCUGCUGUUCCACAACCCGCUGUACGUCGGGAAGAGCGCGCCCAGCGUGCACAACGGGGCCCUCCGCACCUUCAAGCGCUCCAAGAAAAACUACAGCUCCACAUUGCGAGGUGUCCCCCCAGCAAUAAAGAACGGAAUCAUCGGUGAGCAGGAGUUCCUUCCAAGAAGAAACUCUCUGAUACUAAAAUUGAAGCCGGAGUUUUUCCACUCCGCAGAGGGGCAGAGCCACAGUAUGGAGCAGUACUUCAGAGACUGGUUUGCAAAGCCCGUCGAUUUGCACGGCGUCAUUCUGCCCCAUCUCUCUGGAACACAAAUAAAACUGUGGAAGCUCUGCUACUUCCGCUGGGUUCCCGAGGCCCAGAUCAACCACGGGGGCUCCAUCACCGCUUUCCACAGAGCUUCUCUGCUGGCAGACGAGGUGGACAUGUUAAACCGCAGCCUGCGGCAGUACAAGAGCAACUCCUCCUUGCAAGGCCACUGCUCAGAACUGGAUCAAAGCAGGAUGUACUUCAGGGCAAAUGGUUUAAAUGACACCUCAGGCACCCCAGACUUUCUCUCCUCCUCAUUCCCAUUUUCUCCUGUAGGGAACCUAUGCAGACGGAGCAUUUUGGGAACACCUUUAAGCAAAUUUUUAAGUGGUGCCAAAAUCUGGCUAUCCACCGAGACGCUCGCAAAUGAAGACUGAGGUGAUGUGGAGGUUUAAAGGUUUGGGGAGAAUACAGCAUAUCAAUUUUGUCUUUUCUAACUUAACACUGCUAAAUGCGGCAUUGAAAGCUGUAAUAAUUUUUAUAUACAAACAUUACGUAAGAUUUGCACAAAUAUUUAAAAGCAAGGCAAGUCAUGCUUCAAAUCGCACAAUGUUGUCUUCAGUAGUUCUCAUCUGCUGGGGCUUCUGCUCCCCACUUCCUCCUGUUCUUGGGGCUUUGGCAUAGGUAGAGCAUUUCAUUAGCUAAUUGAAAGGCUUGGUGUGGUCAUUAGUGAGGGUUCUGCUUGAAAUAACCUUUGUUUUCCCAGAUAGUGACUGAAGUAACCCUUUGAUAAAACAGCUUGGAAAGCCAAAGUAGUGCAGUGGAGAUGAAGUGACAGCUGAAAUCUGGGAUAUACUAUUUUAUCCGACUGCCUCUUCAGGAGUAAUACUUACUUGCAUAGAUACAAACAUACUAAUGUUCCAUGACUGAUCACCCUGCAUUGUGCUAAUGCAGUGUAUCCAUGGAAGGGCUUGUUCCCUUUUCUUUCUCGUCCCAAAAUGUGUUCAUUAACAAUUAGUCAGAUCUGUGCUCUUUGUCAUGAGCUUGUCUUUAGACUAUAGAAAUCCACAUCAGGACAAUGCACUGUUAACCUUAAAACUUUUACUGUAGAUAUGGUAUUGUAGUAGCUUUAGAAGUGCCUUUAAUUGGGAGGAAACAGUAGCAGGAUUACUCUAAUGCAGCUGACACCCCCCACACCCCCCAACUUUUUAAAACAGGCUGUUGUGGCAAGUUCUUGUUCCAUCCCCCACUUCCCCCUCUCCAUUUCUGGAAAAAACAGGCAUCCAGAAGAAGCAGCAGGUGUUCCCUCUUUAAGGUUAAGCUUGUUUGUAAGUCCCACAAGACCCUCACCUUUUUAUAAGGGCACCUCAACUACUCAGCAUUAUAUCCCUGCACAGAUCCCCAUCCCUGCCAUCCCUCUCCUCAUUUUUUUGCAGGAUGAAGUAGCUUUCAGCAGAACUCAUACCUGAGCCCUGCUGGCUUCCAGAAAGGAGCACUGGCUCCUCAUUGCCACUUCCACAAGGGGUGCAGGUGCUGCAAGGAGAGCAGUGAGUGGUGCCUUCUUUUUGCAGACUGAAUAUCCAUAGGGACAGUGCAAUGAACAAGCACUGCCUGAGGGAAUUAUAUCCAACAGCCUCCUUCCUUCUGCUUAAUGCAGCAGCCUCCUCAUUGUUCUGAAAUCUUCUUAAAUGAUGCCUCUCCCUGGAUGUGCCACAGAAGGACUCACAGGGAGAAAGGCAGGAGUGUGAAGAAUUACAGAAGGUUGGAGAAAUAGUGAUGUGUCGUUCUCAUAGGUUUAAGGCUCCUGUCAGCUGCCUUCUCUGAACAGCAAGGCUGUAUUUUGUAUUAAAUUAUUUCUGUAUAAACACCAGUGCUGUUGAACUGACACUGAGCCUCUGUCUAGGUAUUGCCUCACCAGUUUAGGGCACCAAAGGCCUUAUACAAUGGACUCAUAGAUGCUCUCAGUUUUCUCAGUGGGGAAAAAAGAAAGCUGCAGGAUAGGAAUAUGCAGUGUAUUCGAGUUUAAAAGAAAGGGGAGGGGAUAGGAUUUGGAAAUCUUUCUUUGUAAACCCAAACUAAUCUUCAGCACGGCCUAAAUCACAAAGUGGGGUUUGGCUCCCAGGCUGGUCUCUGACCUCCAAGGCUGUGCUUUGCUUGCACUGCUGGGGUUGGAGAGGGAAGCAAGGCAGGGCCAGUGCAAAGGUGAACAAUGUCAGGGGAGGGGGCUUCCUUUUUUACCUUGGCAAACUUCCAAACCCAUUCCUAUGCAAAGAAGCUGUUGUGUGUGUGCUGUGCACAAGGUGGGCAGGCACAGGCUGUUGUGACACAAUGCCAGGGCUUCUGGGCAACUGUUUGUGAGGAGAAAACGUGUAUUCACCUCAAUUGCCUAAUUAUGCUGCAAGAUGAGCUGAGCAUGUUAAAUGGUCCACAAACCAGUUGUGUUUAUUUCCAAGCUUGCUGGAGUAGUCAUCUCACUUGUUCAUUAUUCAAACGUUUGUUUUAGUUUGCUUUUGCCAUUCCUCUUUUCCCAUUAGCUUACUGCUUUCCCUGGCCUGAUACUUGACAUAAAGACCUCAACCUGUGUGCUUAGUGUCUUUUGGUA
Haemorhous mexicanus (house finch) is the source of this 4564-nucleotide messenger RNA. It is a transcript of the gene MTMR10, whose product is annotated as myotubularin related protein 10. The transcript is spliced from 16 exons. Lineage: Eukaryota; Metazoa; Chordata; Aves; Passeriformes; Fringillidae. The record is from RefSeq and is a predicted model, not a curated record. Bases 93 to 2399 code for a protein of 768 amino acids.